UUUUCAUCACCCGUUGCAGGGCCUUCCGGUCGGCCACGGAGCAUCCACCAAACCACACUGUGGCGCAGUUACUCAGAACGCUCUCGAUGGUGCAGCGGUAGAAGUUCACAAGGAUCUUGGAGGAUAGGCGGGCCUUCAGCCUCCUCAAGAAGCACAGGCACUGCUGCACCUUUUUGACCAGGGCUGAGGUGUUUAGGGUCCUCGGAGAUGUGGACAGCCAAAUUGGCUCGAAGGACCGGAAAGCUUGGUUUCUCCUAUCACUAGUCAGUCUUACAUUCAUUUUGAUGUUUAUUGUAUUUUUAUUUGAAAUAAACAUUGGCACUUGUGAAACUUGUGUUGAUGUCAUUUGACAGACUUGUUUUCCUUGCCUCAAGGACCUCCACUUGAGUAAAAAAUGGUGGGUUUGUACCGUUUACACACAGAUGAAAACCAGCCCUGAGACGUUCUUUUUACGAUUCUCAGAAAGAUCAGAGUCAGGAAAAAUAGUUGAACUUUCCAUCACUAGUUUGAUGAUGUUGACUGAAGCGUGGAAUGUGAGACGGUACAUAGUGAAGUAAUCAACUCACGUUGGUAAAGGAAGUAAUUGCAUGUACUUUGUAAUAAUUACUAAUUAUUGUGUCUGUCUUCACAGCAUUAAACCGAUAGAAGUUAAUUAAGCAAGAUGGAGGAGAAACCCAACCUGCUGCUCUCCUUCCACACUGAGAUCAAACAAGAGUCACUGGAUUCUGAUUGUGACAGUAAAGCUCAGUGUUCAUUGGUGGAUUUAGCGAUGACAUCAGUAAAGCAGGAAGACUGCAGUCAAACACUGGGACUGAAUAAUAUUAAAUGUGAAGAGGAGGAGAAGAUGAUUGGGGAUUUAACUAAUCAAGAUGAGAUUGCUGAAGUGGAUAACUUUCCUACAGCUGGAGAGAAACAACAGGAAGAUAUAAAAGAUAAGAAGUCUCACCGCUGUCCCCACUGUGGAAAAUGUUUUCUAUUUAUGUCUAUGUUAAAAAGACACAUUAACAUACAUAGAAGAGAGAAGCCUUACCCUUGCUCUGACUGUGGGAAGAGUUUCACUCAAUUAAAUAACCUAAAACUUCACCAGCGCAUACAUACAGGAGAGAAGCCUUACUCCUGUUCUGACUGUGGGAAGGGUUUCUCUCAAUUAAAUAACCUAAAACUUCACCAGCACAUACAUACUGGAGAGAAACCUUACUCCUGUUCUGACUGUGGGAAGUAUUUCUCUCAAUUACAUAACCUAAAACUUCACCAGCACAUACAUACAGGAGAGAAGCCUUACUCUUGUUCAGACUGUGGGAAGUGUUUCUCUCAAUUAUCUCACCUUACACGUCACCAGCGCAUACAUACAGGAGAGAAGCCUUACUCCUGUUCUGACUGUGGGAAGAGUUUCUCUCAAUUAAAUAACCUACAACUUCACCAGCACAUACAUACAGGAGAGAAGCCUUACUCUUGUUCAGACUGUGGGAAGUGUUUCUCUCAAUUAUCUCACCUUACACGUCACCAGCCCAUACAUACAGGAGAGAAGCCUUGCCUCUGUUCUGACUGUGGGAAUUUCUUCCCAGAUUUUGGUACCCUGAAAAUUCAUCAGCGCAUACAUUCUCAAGAAAAACCUUACUCCUGUUCUGAUUGUGGGAAGAGUUUCUCUCGAUUAUAUAGCCUUAAAGUUCACGAGCGCAUACAUACAGGAGAGAAGCCUUACUCCUGUACUGACUGUGGGAAUAGUUUCUCUCAAUUAGGUAGCCUUAAUGCUCAUCAGCGCAAACAUACAGGAGAGAAGCCUUACUCCUGUACUGACUGUGGGAAACGUUUCAAACAUCUAGUUUCCCUCAAAACACAUCAACGGAUACAUACUGGAGAAUAAUCCUUCUUCUGAAUGUAGGAAGUGCUUUUUCACAGUAUCUAAACUUACUGUUCCUCAGAAUACUCACAGAAGAGAAUACUAUCACUUUGUUCUGACAGUUGGAAACGUUUCUCUAAAAGAACUUACAUAAAAUGUGUUGGAUAAAAGAGGACAUGCUUUGGAGACAGUCCGAUACUGUACAGGAGAGACUAUGAACUAAAAAUCACUCUCUCACUAAUAAGCUCUUUAAGCAGCUCCUUAAGAUCAGAUGGUAGUCACUCGAUUGGAUAAGGUUUGUUGAGAAAAAGAGCAUAGUACAGGAAGUGAGCCAAGGGUACCAGGAGCAGCAUUCAGUGGCAGAUCAACAAUCUACACCAGGACCUGAAACAGAUGAUGUCAAACUACCCCCCUCCCCCUUGGUAUUUGUCUAUGAACCAGCAAAUGACUCCAGUAAAACAGAAAACUUUCAAAUGCUCUGUGAGGAAAUGGGGAGGGCUUACAUAGAACCCAAAUAAGGACAAGGGGAGGGGAUUGGAAGAUGAAGUCAUGAUAAACCAAUCAUUGAACAAUUAUGUAUAAUGUGUACCUCCUUCAUUAAGGUCAUGAAUAAAAACAUAAAAGGGCCUGGAGAAUUCCAUAACAUGUGAUCAAUCAAUGACUCAAGAAGAGCAGUGAUCUGAUUAUUGGCUACUGGAUCCUCCUGGAACCCAACGCUGUCUGUACUGCUGAUUGACUCCUUCGAAUAAACGUAGCAACUUCUAAGA
Esox lucius (northern pike) is the source of this 2607-nucleotide messenger RNA. RefSeq names its product zinc finger protein OZF-like. Bases 662 to 1864 code for a protein of 400 amino acids. The record is from RefSeq and is a predicted model, not a curated record. The transcript has 3 exons. Gene Ontology annotation, biological process: regulation of transcription by RNA polymerase II. Gene Ontology annotation, molecular function: DNA-binding transcription factor activity, RNA polymerase II-specific; RNA polymerase II cis-regulatory region sequence-specific DNA binding. Lineage: Eukaryota; Metazoa; Chordata; Actinopteri; Esociformes; Esocidae.